This is a messenger RNA of Anguilla anguilla (European eel), 2974 nucleotides long. RefSeq names its product zinc finger protein 750 (gene znf750). Gene Ontology annotation, biological process: positive regulation of transcription by RNA polymerase II; epidermis development. NCBI's taxonomy places the organism in Eukaryota, Metazoa, Chordata, Actinopteri, Anguilliformes, Anguillidae. Gene Ontology annotation, molecular function: DNA-binding transcription activator activity, RNA polymerase II-specific; RNA polymerase II cis-regulatory region sequence-specific DNA binding; promoter-specific chromatin binding. The coding region runs from base 457 to 2541 and encodes 694 amino acids. Gene Ontology annotation, cellular component: nucleus. The record is from RefSeq and is a predicted model, not a curated record. The transcript has 3 exons.
UCUGGAGCAGACACGUCAGACAGGACAGGUAGAGCAGCGAGGGACAGAGCAGGUAGACUCAGACUCACACGCAGGACAGCGAACGGCAGCAGCCGUUCAGGCAGAGGCGCUAACACCGCAGAGCCCGUCGAGUUUUCCCGCGGCCGGGACGGGUGGAAACCACACGGGACAGCAGCACUGGGGACGCGCGCGGGAUAGCCCGAGACAGGUGUCACCGUGUUCCCCCAGCCGCUAAGGAAAGCAACUUCGCCACUCCACAGGUCUGGGUCAUGGGUUUCCCCCUGUGAGACCACAGGGAGCGCCUGCAGCAUUCAAACCCGCACGGACCUUUUCUAAGGCAUCCCCUGUCCGUUCUGAGACAGGAGGAGAAGACAAAAAAAAUCUGAGGGUUUUCCCAAAAGCAAUCACACACCUCAACCCUUCGCCUCGCCCUGUCCCAGACCCACGUCCGGCACCAUGAGCGCCGCGAGAGAGCGCAAGCCGAAGAAGCCCCACUACAUUCCGCGGCCACAGGGCAAGCCCUUCAAGUACCAGUGCUUCCAGUGCCCCUUCACCUGCAACGAGAAGUCCCACCUCUUCAACCACAUGAAGUACGACCUGUGCAAGAACUCCAUCUCCCUGGUGUCCAAGCAGGUGAAACCCCCCGCCCUGGACCCCGCCCCCGUCCGCAUCUCCGCGGAGACCAAGAGCGCCACGCCCCCGCCUCAGCCAGCGGCCGUGACCGCGUCAACGGUGGCGACCUCCCCUCCGACUGCGCCCCUCCCCAGGGAAGAGGGCGUGGCCUUGGGGCCCGGGGCGGCGCCAGAACGAAAGGGUGGAGACGAGGAGCGGGCACGGGUCCUGCUGGGCCCUGCGGGGGGAGAACAGGGCCCCCUGGAGCCCAAGGCCCGGCUGAACGGCGAGGACGCGGGCGAGAGGCGGCCGCCGCAGCCGGAGGCUCUGACCCGCCCCUCGGCGUUCUCCCCCAUCGCCCGCCGCGAGGCUGACAAAGACGCCGCCGCGGCUCCCGCACCGCAAAAAUCAGAGCGCUUCCCCUCCCCCUCUUCCGCCUUCUACCACCCCGCCCCCACCUGGAGGCCCGCCCAGGCCUUCGUGGCUCCUCCCCCAGCAGCCGCCACCGGCCCACCCCCGCCACCCAGCUUCCAGCACAAGCUCCACCCCUCCCAGGAGAAGAAGGCUGCCCCGCCCCACCCUGCUGGGGUGAUCCCGGAGUACCCCACAUACCUGUUCCCCGACCCCGCCCUCCACCACCCCUGCUUCCAGCCCUACCUGCUGCAUGCCGGACUCCACGAGCAGGACAGGAACCAUCCAAUCCGGCCCUAUUUCCUGGACCACCAGAGGCCCCUCCUGCCCCGCCCAGUCUUCCCCACUCACACGCUCCUCCCCUUCCCGGAUCACCACUACAGGUACUACCACUCGCUCCACCAGGCCACGCCCUUUCCAUAUGGCCUCUACCGACCGGCCGAACAGCACCCGCCCUCCUUCCCCGAAACAGGGCCCCUCCCCCUGGAGGCCUAUGCGCGACACCUGGGGCCCGGAGAGUACGGGAUGUACCCUCACGCGUAUGCCCAAGCGGACCCCCACGGCCGACCCCCCAAAGACUGCGCGGGCAGCCGGGGGGGGCCUGCGGGGGCGGCCGGACAGGACCAGGGCGAAGGGAAGAGGCCCAGGAUGAGCCCCAAAGUGGGAUGCGCAGCCUCUGGGUCCCCCGACAGGCCCAGCGCCACCGACUUCACCCAAAAGGACCCCCGCGGCUCCCUCCAAGGGCCCACACAGCCUGCCUCUUCCCACCAAUCAGGGGACGGAAUUAUCACCGCUCAGCCAAUCGGACAGCCGGCCAUCCUGGAACCCUCACAGACAGAGGAUGAUGAGCACCAGUCAGACAGAUUGUCCGAGAGGCAAGCAGAGAUGUCUAAUUCUGCCCCAAAAGAGUCUGAGAAGAAGGAGGUGGAGGAAGAUGAGGAAGAUGAUGAGGACGAAGGAGACGAUAUGCUUCCACUCAACCUCUCCAAGAAGGACCAGGCUGUGGGUGAGCCGGCCGUUGACCUCCACAGCAGCAGGGGGAGCUCUCCCGCAGUGCAGAGCACGCCACAGGACAUGCCCCUGAACCUGUCCCUGAGGGCGUCACCUAGCCAUGCCCCCUGCGUUCCCCUCGCCCGCUCUCCUGCCCCCGAGGGCCUGGCCCACGGAUCCCCGGGGAUCAGAGUUCGCCGGCCGCCCCUUGACGACUGCCCCGGCGAUGUGGAGACGUGUGACGAGCAGAAGCAGACGGCAGCGUUUGCCCUCUGCCAGUUAGCCAGCUCCAGCCAGCGCAGCGCGAACGCCAAAUCCCCGCCCCACACGCGCUCCUCCGACUCGGGGAGCCCCGCCCCUGACCCGGGCGUCGCGGCAGCCAGUCCGCCGGAGCCGAGGGCCAGGGUCAAAGGUCAGAAGAGGUCCAAUAGCAGCGAUGUCGAUAAAAAUGCCCAGCAGCAGCAGACAAAGAGGAUCAAGACUUCACACCCCACUCGCACCCUGAGGAAGAGACCGCGCUGCUCCUGAUCGGCAGAGCGUCGGCCCAGCCACGGCCCAACUGGACCCAUGCACUCUAUUAAUGCCGCUUCCGGUCGGCAGGGCGUCGGACCGAUUAGAGACGAACACCACCGCUUCCUCUCAUUGACUCACUCCUGAUUGGGCCCGCAAGACUUGUGCCAAGCAAUGCCUUCCAGUGCAAACUGUUCAGUUGUUGGGGUUCAUUGGGGUGCUUCGUAAGCGAAUCACUAAGCACAGCUUGUGAAACUGGCCAAUGUGCAGACACAAAGGAAGCACAGGUGUCCAGUAAAACUCCAAGACUGUCACUGUUAACGUAAAAUAUUUUGUUAAGAAAGACCUUUUCUGAUUCAAAUGUAAUUGCUUAUGUGACAUGUUUGUGUGUUUGCCUGCAUUCUCUGAGACUUAAGAGGGCCUUGUCCACACACAGGACUAAUGGACUGCA